AGUGCUGCAAGAAAGCGCGCUCCAGAGGGCACAAGGGAUCGGGCAGAGUGAAGAACCGAGUCAGGACCCGGCAGAUAAAUCCAAUCUCCCUCUUCCUAUUGAUGAAUGCGAGUCCCAAGAUGCACAAGGGAUCGGGCAGAAUGAAGAACCGAGUCAGGACCAGCCGGAUAGAUCUGGUCUCCCUCCUCAUGCUGAUGGAAUCGAUGCCAUUGCUGGUGUAUCACUGGUCUCUGAAAAUGAGCAGAAGACUUUAGCUGAAGUCCCUGUGCAAAGUAGUACUGCUGCUGAAGAAAUUGUAGACACUUUCACAAAUACUGAUGAUGGGAAAGAAGAAAUCGCCCCUCCUCUUUCGAUGGAAAGAAAGUUAUGGCAAGUUCAACUAAAAAUGUUGGAGACACAGGCCAAGAUAGAACAUGCCCAAUUGAAAAGCCUGGAAAGACAGGCCAAGAUAGAGGAGGCUCAGUUGCAGAGCUUAGAGCGACACGCCAGAAUAGAAGAAGCACAGUUUAGAUGCUUGGAGAGGCAGAUCAGGCUAAAUGACGCCAAACUAAAGGUACACGAUAAGAAGGUGAAAGUAAUGGAGACCCUUUUAGGGACCUUGGAGAGACAGGCCAAGGUUGAUGGGUCUCACUUAAAAAUAUUACAGAGCCAGGUUAAAAUGGAGGCCAAAUAAAAAAUCCUGAGGGGCAGCUUUCCAAUAAACCAUUU
Penaeus vannamei (Pacific white shrimp) is the source of this 708-nucleotide messenger RNA. RefSeq names its product arginine and glutamate-rich protein 1-A. The record is from RefSeq and is a predicted model, not a curated record. NCBI's taxonomy places the organism in Eukaryota, Metazoa, Arthropoda, Malacostraca, Decapoda, Penaeidae.